This is a messenger RNA of Frankliniella occidentalis (western flower thrips), 1701 nucleotides long. RefSeq names its product profilin (gene chic). The transcript has 4 exons. Gene Ontology annotation, molecular function: actin monomer binding. Lineage: Eukaryota; Metazoa; Arthropoda; Insecta; Thysanoptera; Thripidae. The record is from RefSeq and is a predicted model, not a curated record. Gene Ontology annotation, cellular component: cell cortex. The coding region runs from base 92 to 472 and encodes 126 amino acids.
CUACUUCUCCUCUCCAACCAGUAGUCGGGCGAAGUCGGUGUCGCGAACUUGUGGCAGUACUCGGUUAUAGGGUUUUGUGAUUCGUCUCAAAAUGAGCUGGCAGGAUUACGUUGACAAGCAGUUGUUAGCUUCGCGGUGUGUUACCAAAGCCGCUAUUGCCGGCCACGAUGGAAACGUUUGGGCCAAAUCGGAAGGAUUUGAUGUCUCAAAGGAGGAACUGGCAAAGCUUGUCCAAGGCUUUGACAAACAGGACCUGUUGACAUCAUCAGGCGUGACACUGGCAGGGAACCGCUACAUCUACCUCUCCGGCACUGACAGAGUUAUCAGGGCCAAGCUUGCCAAAGUUGGCGUUCACUGCAUGAAGACACACCAAGCUGUUGUCGUGUCCCUAUAUGAAGAUCCAAUUCAGCCCCAGCAGGCAGCAUCAGUAGUGGAAAAGCUAGGAGACUACUUAGUGUCUUGUGGAUUGUAGAGGACUUUUUUUUUUUUUUACAAAAGGCUGUUCUCCUGCGGUGGCAUGAGCAGGACUCGGAAGGGAAUGAGGAAGAUAAUUGUUUGGCCAGUUCAGUUUGGAUCUCUUUCUGAGUUCCAGAUUUAUUUAGAGGUGGAGACAAUGCAUUUUUCAUACUUUCAGUACAUAUUUCCCUCUUUGUUAAAGAAUUUUGUGACAUGAUUUUGGGUGAGUGGACAUUGAGUAUUAUGUGUGAUUGACUACCUUCCUAGUACGAUCAAACCCCACCCUGACCUUUUGAUCAGCUAAGCCUACAGGCUCUCAAUGUCUGAUAGUUUUUAAUAAUUUUGUUUUUUGAUUACUCUAAAUGAAAUAAUACCCUCUGCAUUUGUUAUGAAGACCUUCCUAAUUUUGAAUACUUUCAAACUCUAGUCCUGCUCUUUCCUUCAUCCCUCAUAUUUAAAACAGAACAAUUCAAAAUGGAUUUAAUGUUAACUCUAGGGGCCUCCAUUUGAAAAUGAAUUCUGCUUUAUCACGUUUCAGAACAAUAUUACAUGUCAAAGACCUUUUUAAGUAAUUGUGAUUAGCCCUGGCCUCAAAUUUCGUAUGUUAACAAUUUGCUGUGUGUGUCUCUUCCCAGCUAGCUUUAACAUUUUAUGUGAAACAAAGGCUCAUAUGUUAGUGCUAUGUCAUUACCCUGUAUAGGAAAUGAAAUGCAGACCCAUUUUCCAUGAUUGCUAUGAUAUUGAAAUAGCUAGCUAAAACUUUUGAAAGACAUAUUUUUUUUAUUUUUCUUCUUUUGGGGGGGAGGGGGGGAUUUAUUGAAAUAGAUCUGUAUAAAGUUAAGAUGUAAUCAUUGGAUGUGUGCUUGCUGAGAACAUAAACAGCAAGCAUGACGUUAUGGAUGGGGGGUUAACAAAUUGUUCUUUUCUCAGUGAACUGGCAAUAUUCAAUUGGUGCAUAUGUGUGCCAGUUAAUGCUCUUGCCCUGCUACUGGGUCUUACAUUUUGUACUACUUUUAAUGACUGCUGAACGUGAGAUAAAGUAUUUCUUAAAUUGUAAUUAUUCCAAUUGGGCUCUCAAUAAAAGAAAAAUAGCAAUUUUAAACAUUUGUGUUUUGUAUUUGGUUUAACCUAAAGGUUGUUGGUGUUUUUAUACAAAUGCUGAAUGUUCUGCUACUGUAUGUGCUGUGUGGUACCUGGUGUACCUUUGUCUAUGAUUUAAUAAGUAAAUGAAGUGUAUACAAAGUA